Stegodyphus dumicola is the source of this 4283-nucleotide messenger RNA. It is a transcript of the gene TBCD, whose product is annotated as tubulin folding cofactor D. The record is from RefSeq and is a predicted model, not a curated record. Lineage: Eukaryota; Metazoa; Arthropoda; Arachnida; Araneae; Eresidae. Gene Ontology annotation, molecular function: beta-tubulin binding; GTPase activator activity. Gene Ontology annotation, biological process: tubulin complex assembly; adherens junction assembly; microtubule cytoskeleton organization. Gene Ontology annotation, cellular component: lateral plasma membrane.
AUUAUACUUUUUUUUUUUUUUUUAAAUAUAGGAAGAAGAGGGCUUAUUCUUCCUCAGCACUUGGAUAAAGUUGUAGGAGUUGUACUGAAAGCCUUAGUUUAUGAUGAACAGCGUGGUAACUUUUCAGUUGGCUCUCACAUAAGAGAUGCUGCAUGUUAUGUUUGUUGGUCUUUUGCUAGAGCUUAUGAUCCAAAAGUGCUGCAGCCAUAUGUAAAUAGCAUUGCUGGAGCUCUUUUAGUCACUACUGUAUUUGAUAGAGAAAUUACAUGUCGAAGAGCAGCUUCCGCUGCAUUUCAAGAAAAUGUAGGCAGGCAAGGAACAUUUCCUCAUGGCAUUGAAAUUCUUACUGAAACAGAUUAUUAUGCUGUUGGUUCUCGUCAGAAUUCUUUUUUAAAUUUAAGUGUCUAUAUUGCUCAGUUUCCUGAAUAUACACUUACCCUAAUACAGCAUUUAUUAGAUUACAAAGUUAAUCAUUGGGAUCCAUCUGUUAGAGAGCUCACUGCUAAGGCUCUUCACAAUCUGACUAAUAGAGAUCCUGAAUUCAUGUCGAAAGCAGCUGUUCCUAGGUUUCUUAUCCAGGCCAUAGGCAUUGAUCUUAAUGCUCGACAUGGAGCAAUAUUAGCUAUUGGUGAAAUUAUCCAUGCUUUGUCUGUUGAAAAAAGUGGCACACAAACAAUUGCUGAUAUAUUAGGUUCAGAGUGUCUUAAAAAAAUCAGGCAACUUGCAUUUAUCUUGGAUGAAAGGGGUUUAUUCCGUGGCCUUGGGGGUAUUCUUAUGAGAAAUGCAAUGUGUCUUCUCAUUGAAAAGUCAUCUGUGGCUGCUUUGCCAUAUCACAAUGAUGAAGAACUAAUUAGCAAAUGGCAGUCAACUUUAGACAGUUGUCUUCAACAUGUAGAUGUAUCUGUGCGUUCAGCAGCUGUAUCUGCAUUACCUGAUUUUUGUUGUCAAUAUUAUCCGCCUGAGAGUCCCAAGUGUUCAAAUCUUCUGAAAAGUUAUUUAGAACAACUAAAUGCUAAUCAUAUGGAAACAAGAUGUGGAUAUGCUUUAGCAGUAGGAUCCUUUCCACAAUAUAUUCUCAAGGGCUAUGUACAUGAGGCUAUUCAGUGCCUCUCAAAAUGUGCUGAAGUAACUGAAGAAUAUUCAAGCUGGGCAGAGGCAAGACGAGAUGCUGUUAAAGCAUUAUCACAAGUUGCUGCUACGGUUGGAGUUGACCAAACUAGCGAUGAGCAGAAUGUUAUAUGUCAGAAUAAUUUGGAUUUAAUUUUCAGUACAUUUUUAGCAGCUACCAAUGACUACACACUAGACAGCAGAGGUGAAAUAGGAGCAAUUGUAAGGGAAGCAGCUAUGAUAGCUAUACAGGAUGUUAUUUUUCUUGUUUUGAAAGCAAAUCCAGAAAUAUUGUCAGAGGAACUAGUUUUGAAAAUAUUCUGUGUUAUCUUGCAACAGUGUACCGAAAAGAUUGAUAGAACUCGUGCAGUAGCUGGUAGUGUUUUUGAAAUGCUUUUACACAGUGAACCAAGAGUUCCACAUGUGCCAUUUCAUCAAGAAUUAUUAGAAGUUUUCAAUUCUGAAGUUUGUGAUGAAAUAAAAUGGGCCUCUCCAGGAGAUACCUUUCAUUACUUUGUUCAAGUCCUUCAGUUUCCGUGUUACACACAUAAUUUAUUACUUGGAUUUAUUGUGAGUGUUGGAGGACUCACAGAGUCACUUGUUAAAUAUUCAAGUUCAGCUCUUGUCACAUACUUGACUUCACAUCAGUCUAACAGUGAAUUCCUACAGCGCAUCUGUGAUGAAUUAAUUUCCAUUUUAAAAGACAAUAUAAAAAAUGACCGAAUUGUUGUGCCUUUCCUCAAGAUGGUGAAUCAUCUGCUGCUCUCUGGCAUAGAAUUUCCCACAGAAAGAGGAAAAAUUCCUUUCCAUGACCAACUGUCAAACUUGGUUUGGGAAUGUUCUCAUAAGUCUAGAGACUUACAAAAAGUCAUUGCUGCUGUAGACUUAUUCUGUAAUUUACUUCAGUUUUCAGAAUCAUGCCAAAAGCAGUCUCUUAACAAGUUGGUAAUUUUUCUGUGUCAUCGCUUCCCAAGAGUUCGAAAAGUAACUGCUAAUAAAUUGUAUGAGGCCUUCAUUACUUAUGAUAUUUUAGCAGAUGAUGUUAUGGAUGAAGUUUCUGAGAUAUUGAGUGAUACAGACUGGAAUAAACCUCUUGAUGAGUUGCGCCCAAUUCGAAAUGAAUUAUGUGGUAAAUUAGGCCUUGAACCUCCAAAAAUAAAAGAAAAGUGAUUUUUUUAUAAAAUAUUAUUUUUUACUUUUUGUAAUAAUUUAUUUUUGCCUAUAAACCUGAGAGUGCCUAGUACUAAGCAUCUUCUGUUGGUGAAAGUAUUACUCAGGAACUUAUAUAUCUUUACGAAUUCCAUUUGCAAGAACCAUCAUGAAAAGAAAUGUUUGUUUUUAUUCUAAUUUCCUCAUCAUCAACAAUAUCAAGCUUUCCAUUUGCUAAUAUUCUUGUUUUUUUUUUUUUUUUAAGUUUUAAAUACAUGAAAUAAUUCUAAAAGCAUGCUUGUUAUUAAAGUAAUGCUUGCUAGUUUUUAAUUAAUACUGUGUUUACAAAGUUCAAACAGUUUUCUUGUUUUAAAUGUUGCUUCUACCUGUUCUGCUUUUUAAUUUAUGUUACUUCUUAAAGAAAUAAAGUGGAAAAGUGAGAUAUUUAUCAAAAAUAUUUUAUUUACACAGGAAUUGUUGAUGCAGAAAAACUUCCAAUUCUAAAGUCAUUAAAUUGAAAAAAAAAUACAUACUCAUUCCAAACUUUUUAUCAAGAAUGACAUUAUCAAAGAAUAAUAAAAGUUUAGAUUUUAAUUUAAUUUUUUACAUGAUUUUUUAAUUUAAUUUUUUACAUGAUAGCUUUAUGAUAAUAAGAAAUAAAUACAUGCAAACUAUUACUUGCUAAAUAAAGUUGUCUGCAGGUUAUAAAUUAAUGUGCAUUUUCUUUUGUAAUGUAGUUUUUAAUAGUAUUGUUCUACGCAUAUUUUGUUGGUUUUAAUUUUGGUGUAACAGAAGAAGAGAUGUGUGUUUAUGUAUUACAGUCUGACUAUGUAAGGAGAUACUGUUUAGCGUCUGGCAAUGUAAUAGUAACAUGGCAAUAUUUGUGAAAAUAUGCACAUUUGAUAUAAUUAAUGAAAGUCAUUUUUAUCAGGGGACAUACGUACAAUAAUCCUUCCCAUGCAAAGGGACAAAGCACAAAAAAAACACCAUUAAAAUAUGAAAAGUUAGCUCACAAAGUGACCCUUUGUAGGGUAGCAUACUCCAGUCCAUUUACAUUAGUGAUUUUAAUUUAGGUUAAAAAUACAAAUUCAUGGGUCAUGCAUUUUAUAAGUGGAGCUGGACAUGGUAUAAAAGCUAUAAUAGUUAUGUCAGAUUCUCAAAAUACAAGCAAAACAUUACUAUUUUGGGUGUUAAAAUGUAAAAUAAAUGUUGCUGUAAUUUCUAAAGAGUCUAUUUUAGAAAAUAAAAUGCAUAUUGUUCAGGAUGUGAAAUUUAUAAAGAAAAAAAGUUAUUACAUCUCUAUAAGGGGGGGGUUGUGAAAUUUGUAUAGCAUCUGAAAGUGUUUCUUCUAAAUACACUUUUAUAUUUAUUAAUUACAUAUAUUUAAAAAAAAUAGCUAAAUAUCUUGUUUUAUUAUUAUUUGAUACUUUUCAAAUUGUGUGAAUUCUUUUAUACAUUAACCUUUAUAUACACUGGUAUAUAAAAUAUACUGGAUGUUUCUCAAAUUUUUAACCUCCUAAUAAAUGCUAAUUUUUCUACACCAGAAGCUGUAAUCAUAAAUUUCUGUUUCCUAUUAAUUCUAAAUGGCAGCACUACCCUAUGAAUGCUCAAUAUUUUGCAGUUAUGAAAUUAAUAUACCUCCUUCCAAGGUAUCUAUCGUGUUUGAAGAUUCAUAAAUUCUAUUGGAGAAGAAAAAAUUCAAAAUCUGCAAAUGUGUGCUGAAACUUAUCUAUUGCAUUUCAGUCAGAACUGAUAAUUUAAAGAUUAUUUCUACAAUUUUAAGACCGGUAUACAAAAUAUACUGGUGCCCAUACUGAGGGUACUAUGCCAAUAGAUAGCAGCACCAGGCUUCUCCUUCUGUACUCUGUGAGAUGACAGAAUUCCUUUAUAUUAUAAUUGUUUAUGAUGUAAUAAUUUGUUUAUGGUUAAUUUACAAGCUGUUUAGAAUUCAGUAUUAUGUUCAUGAGGGGGAUGGGAAUGCUACCAACCCUAUGCUAAGAAUGAAUAAAAGUAUUUUAGUUUCUUUC